AUUUUGUUUUUUGAGACUGAGUGCCUUGUAAUGUAACAUAUGAAUGUAUGAUAUUUUAGGUGUACCAACCGACAUAGACACAGCUAACACAUACUACUCUCAGCACGAUGAUUUUGAGGAUGAUGAGGAAGAGAUUGAAGAAGACCUCAAAGAUGGUGAAGGUGAAGAUGAUGACCUACAAGAUCUCAUAGGAAUGAUGCAAGAGGCCAUUGAUACUACACUAGAUAAAAGUCUAACAGUCCAUGAUGACACUGUUGCUGGUGCCUUCGGUCCUGCUGCAAGAAAUGUGAAGAUUCGUAACCUCAGAGCCGAAUGUGAGACUAAAUUAGGAAAAGAAGCCUUUGAUCAUGCCUACAAAUAUUUACGUGAAUCCCGUUUUAGUGACAAUUCAACCACGAUCGAUGAGACUCUUAUAAUGAAGAAGUUACGUAAAGUUGUGCCAAAUCCUAGUGACUGUUUCCUAGUUGACCAGCUCCUGUUUCUAGAAGAACAGGCAAAGAUUGCUCAUAUGUGACAAAUCAAUCUCAGUGAAUGUGUAACAAAAUUAGGAAAAAAGCCUUCGAUUACACCUGCAGUUAUUUGUGUGUGAUUCCCAUUUGGGAUUAGAUAAAGUGUUCAUAUUAAGAGGUGUUCUGAUUUCAGAGGUGUCUAUAGACAUACAUGUUUAUACAUGUUGCUGUGAUUUACAGAUAUGGUAUCACUAAAGGGACCAAUGUCUGAAAAGCAGGGAGCUUGGCAUGUAAAUCGAAAAUGAAGCAUUAUACUUUUCUCAAUUAUUUUGCAAAUGCAUUACCACUAGCAUAUGAUGUGAGAGAGAAACAAUGAUGUGUUCAAUGGGAUUGCAAAAAACAAGUUCGAUUCUUGUUUUAGUAAACUUAGUCUAGUAUUGCAGAUAUAUGCACUGAAGUUAGACCUCCUUUCCUUAGAGGGGGAUCUACUAGGUACCUUCCACAAGACAAGUGGCGGUUUAUCAGGAGCUCAGACCUAUCAGAUCCUUAUUUUUUAAAUCCCUGAUCUUAUAUUUUUCUGCCUUGAUAUGAACUUUCUUUAUUUCACAGAGCCUUGAUAUUUCUUGACCAGAUAUGCCCAAUUUCUAAUAUUGGUUUUC
Owenia fusiformis is the source of this 1108-nucleotide messenger RNA. The record is from the annotation of a GenBank genome assembly. Lineage: Eukaryota; Metazoa; Annelida; Polychaeta; Sabellida; Oweniidae.